Molecule: messenger RNA, 1980 nt
Organism: Kuraishia capsulata CBS 1993
Lineage: Eukaryota; Fungi; Ascomycota; Pichiomycetes; Pichiales; Pichiaceae
Exons: 1
Coding region: 1-1980 (659 amino acids)
Source: RefSeq, a predicted model, not a curated record
AUGUCUGAAUACCCUACUGCUGCUGCCGAAAAGGCAUUGCUGCUUGAAGACAUCCAAGAUGUUGAAGCCAUGGAGUUGCCAAAGAGAAGGAGCCACCACACACGCUGGGUUUCUGUUCUCAUUGCUGCUUCCGUUUACUGUGCUAUUUUCUUGUUCGUUCAGCCUUUGAGACAAUUUUUGCCUGCUUCGCUGCUUUCGUUGGUCCCUCAAUUGGCACCAUCCCCAGCACCAGCCGCACCAACCCAAGUGUUCGAGGUGCUGAGACCAGUGACUGUUCCUCUUGGUUCUUAUGUUGAGUCUUCCGUCUGGUUCAAUGCUACUGAACUUGCUGAUGGAAUAAGCGUGGAAUACUCUGCUCCUGAGACUUUCAACUUUACCGGGGUUGCUCUUACCUUGAACUUCACCGCUGCUGGAGCCCAGGCUCCUAUCAUCGCGGACGUCUACAUUGACGACCAUCCAGUCUGGAGGACUUCCACGCCAAAUGCCUUAGGCUUUGUGUCAAACUCUUCGACUUCCAAGAAUGUAACCGAAUUUCUGUCUCUUUUCACCGAGAACAGGACCGUUUCCUUGCAGAUUGUUGACGGUGCCAUCAGUGACCUCGAGGUCUCUCUUGAAGCCGUUUUCUACAACGAUUCACUGAUUGUCGCCGAUCCAGUGGCUCCAGUUGCUCCAAUUGAUGUCGGCUCAUUGUUCGUCGCACAUGGUCCAGCCGAUCUUGUGUUUCCAAUUUCCAACGCUGGUAAGGCUUUCCAAUUGCCAAAGGACAAAUUCUCUGUCAUUUUGCCUCAACUUUCCGAGAACACCACAGUGGCCAAAAUUAGCAUUUUCGCAUCACCUUCCGAGGAAGAAAUCCGUUACUACCAGAAUAAGAUUGGCAGCAUUCCAGGUGCUUCAGAUGUCGGCCCAGUCCGUACUUUGAACGUGUACGUUGACUCCGUCUUCUUGGGUGCCAUUUCUCCAAACCCAGCCCAACUCAGAGCAGACCACAUUGGCGAAUCUGCUGACGCCGCCAAAUUGUGGGUCCCAGUUGCCGCUGGUGGAGCAUUUGAUGCCCUUUCCUAUGAUCUUGAUUUGACCUCUGUUCUGCCUCUUCUGUGGGCUGACGAGACCACCCUCGUCAUCGAGGUUGUUUCGCCAGUUAAGGGUUCUACGAUUGGACCCGGUGUUCCUCCAGCUGUUCCACACCCAGUUCCAGCUCCAGGUACCAGCCAAAUUCCUCAAUCAAGAUGGGAUCUUUCUGGUAAUUUGCUUGCUUGGGAGUCUUCUCUCGUCAAUGCCUCUACUGGAGCUGUUAUCCUUGCCGACUCUCUCGAGAGUGGAACUGGAAUGGUCAUUGCUCCUCCAGGUGGAUUCACCCAGAACCAGAUUGUUAGAUCACGUAUACAGUCUGGUAUUGAGACUCAGCUCAACUUCACUCUUGCUGAUGCCUCGGUCCACAACCUGACUGCCAAGUUCAACACCUCCGGCGAUGUUUUCGCCAUCACCCAGACUAAAAUGGCCGGUGCCUCGAGCCUUUUCACUUUGAUCGGCUCCACCAAGGUGGGUCUUUCGGUUACAGACUCUGCUCUGGGGGCCAUUUUGGACACUCCAGUGUACACCUUCAACGCUUCGACCUCAUUUCCAAUGAUCAUCAAAGAGACCAAGGCCACCAUCCCAGUGUGGGGUCCUCCAAUUAACGCUUCGCUCGAGGUGAGUGUCAAGUUUGGCCACAAGGUUAAAAUAAAUGGAGUUUCUGCUCUUUAUGUUGACUCCAAACAAAACGGUACCGUUGACUAUCUCGGUGUCUCCACCGACUCCAAGGUGAUGGAGAUCUCGGAUGCUUCUCCAGUGCCUUUCACCAGAGAGGUCACAGUCGAGGACGGAAUCAUCACCAAGGACUCGCUCGUUGCCACUCUUGAAGCUGGUGAAUGGGAUGACUCCUACGAAGAGUUCCAAUUCGUGCUUGCUUCUAUGAUUGACGAAGAGAUGUUUGAAUUUUGA